Messenger RNA from Onychostoma macrolepis, 2055 nucleotides. It is a transcript of the gene prkar1b, whose product is annotated as protein kinase, cAMP-dependent, regulatory, type I, beta. Gene Ontology annotation, cellular component: cAMP-dependent protein kinase complex. The transcript has 11 exons. The coding region runs from base 257 to 1399 and encodes 380 amino acids. Gene Ontology annotation, biological process: regulation of protein phosphorylation. Gene Ontology annotation, molecular function: cAMP-dependent protein kinase regulator activity. Lineage: Eukaryota; Metazoa; Chordata; Actinopteri; Cypriniformes; Cyprinidae. The record is from RefSeq and is a predicted model, not a curated record.
GCUGCAUCAGCGUAUAAUGGAAACGAAUAAAUAGUUUUAAAAUAAGCAUAACAACCUCAGCCCAUCAACAUCUACAUAUCAGUUAAAGGUCUUUUCUGAUCUUUUAAAUUACGUAUUUCAUUGUAGACCAUUAGUGUCAGCGUCCAAUCGGGAGGCGGAUUGACGUCAUAGCGGUCGCGAGCAGCAGGACCAAACAAGCAACAUCCAGAGCGCGAGCCCCGCAUCUCCGCCUCAUAACGCAGUGAUAGAAGAUAAGAUGGCCACCUCCUCCUCCAAUCUGGAAGAAGACGAAAGUCUGAAAGGCUGUGAGGUUUUCGUGCAGAAACACAACAUCCAGCAGAUCCUCAAAGAGUGCAUCGUCAACCUGUGCAUCGCCAAGCCCGAGCGGCCUAUGAAGUUCCUGCGGGAACACUUCGAGAAGCUGGAGAAGGAAGAAUGCAAGCAGAUCAUGGCCCGUCAGAAGUCCAAUUCGCAGUCGGACUCUCACGAUGAUGAAGUGUCUCCUCCUCCUCCAAACCCGGUGGUGAAGGCCCGGCGCCGGAGAGGUGGGGUCAGCGCCGAGGUCUACACAGAGGAGGAUGCCGUCAGCUACGUCAGAAAGGUCAUUCCAAAGGACUACAAGACAAUGACUGCCCUGGCCAAAGCCAUCUCUAAGAACGUGCUAUUUGCCCACCUGGAUGACAAUGAGAGAAGUGACAUAUUUGAUGCCAUGUUCCCGGUCACACACAUCGCCGGGGAGACAGUAAUUCAGCAAGGUGAUGAAGGAGACAACUUUUAUGUGAUUGAUCAAGGAGAAGUUGACGUGUAUGUAAACGGUGAAUGGGUGACUAGUAUUGGAGAGGGAGGUAGUUUUGGAGAGUUAGCCCUGAUAUACGGAACUCCUCGAGCUGCUACUGUGAAAGCCAAGACUGACCUGAAACUGUGGGGAAUAGACAGAGACAGCUACCGCCGCAUCCUCAUGGGAAGCACGUUGAGGAAGAGGAAGAUGUAUGAAGAGUUCCUCAGUAAGGUGUCUAUACUUGAAUCCCUUGAUAAGUGGGAGAGGUUGACUGUGGCCGAUGCGCUGGAGCCUGUGCAGUUUGAAGAUGGAGAGAAGAUCGUAGUGCAAGGAGAACCUGGAGAUGAUUUCUUCAUCAUUACAGAGGGUACAGCAUCUGUUCUGCAGCGCAGGUCUGAUAAUGAGGAAUAUGUUGAAGUGGGACGUCUGGGUCCAUCUGACUACUUCGGUGAGAUAGCGCUGCUACUGAACAGACCCCGUGCAGCCACAGUCGUGGCCAGAGGCCCGCUCAAGUGCGUGAAGCUGGACCGGCCACGUUUCGAGCGCGUCCUCGGGCCCUGCUCUGAGAUUCUCAAGAGGAACAUUCAGAGAUAUAACAGCUUCAUUUCCCUAACAGUCUAACCCGACCUUUAUGACAUGCAUCUAGACCACUGUCAGGUUACUUGAGUGCCUGGUUGCAUAAAAUAAUGUGAGGUACUUCAUCAGUUUUGCUUAAAUCAUUAGCUUAACCCUAGUUGAGUUGCUCUGAACAGGGUCGACAGUAAAUAAUAAUAAAUAAAUUGAAAAAAACAAAAUUUCUUUUAUGCAGCCAAGCAUUCAGUUUUUACUUCUUUUUUUUUUUUUUUUUUUUGCAAGAAGCACAAAUGCUCCACCUUUCUGCUUUUUUCCUUUAUGUGAUUUUCUUUUUCUUAUGUGCACUUUGAAUUGACCUAUGCUGUCACAAAGCUUUAUUUCUGCAGAUUAAGAGAGUAAAUGAGGUGCCCAAAUGGACUGAUAUGAAACAUCUUCAUGUGGCAUGUGUAAAUGUCCUGUAGUACGUGCUACAUGCAGACUAGAGAUGCAUUUUGUACACUUGCCAUUCAGCAUUGAACAGGAAGGUAAUAUUACAGAUGGCCCAAGUAUGUUUACAUAGAUGAAAGAGUUUUUUUAUCCUUUGCCUUUUAGCUGUGUGUUUAGCGUGCUGUGUUUAACCCCAUGUGGGUCAGAUUGCUGUCUUGUUCGAGAGCUCUGACCCUCUGAUGCGAAAUCUGUUUAUUGAAAAAUGUUUUUUUGCUGUU